UGCACUCAGUUUACUAUUAAUAAUAAUAUUAUACUUUACGAUUAAGAGUAAAUCGUCGGAUUAUUGGGCGGAGGAAGGGAUCCCGGUGGCGUCUGGGCGUGAGUGGUUCUUUGGACAUUACAAGCAGGUGUUUUUGGCGAAGAAACAUAUAGCGCAUCUUUAUGCAGAACUUUACAAUGAGUUCCCAGAAGCUCGAGUGGUGGGAUACUAUCAACUUAACUACCCUGCCCUAGUGGUCCGAGAUCCUGAACUUAUACGAACCAUCCUCAUCACCGAUUUUGCUAACUAUGUCCGCAAUGGCUAUCCGGUGGAUAAAAAUUAUGACGUCCUCGCAGGUUUUAACCUUUUCUUCACAAAAGGCGAGGACUGGAAGAUGUCCCGCAACCACGCGACACCGGCGCUCAGUACCGCCAAACUGAAAGGGUAUUUGCCCAGCAUUGUGACGAAAUGGUCAAGUAUUUGAGGAACAAUUGUCAAAGGGCCAACAUAGAUCUGAAAGAUAUAACAACAAUGUUCACAACAGACGUGAUGGCGAACGCAAUAUGUGGCAUAGAGAACAACACGUUUGAAGACCGAAACUCCUUCGCCACCAUCACUGGAGAGAUCACGCGUCAACUCGAUAUCACGGUUUUAAAUAACUUGAUAUAUCUAGCAGUCACUAUUAUACCUGGACUCGAUAAAAUUAUGCAGUUUUGUUUCGCAACGAAGAAGCUGGAGAACCUUCUUGUGUAUCUAACUCGACAAAUCAUAAAAGAUCGCACCGCUACAGGCAAAAAACGAAAUGACGUUUAUCAAGUAAUGAUGGCUUUCCGGGACGGUGAUGAUAAAAGAGUGUUCACGGAUGAGUACAUUACCAGUCACGUGUUCACUAUUCUACUAGACUUGUUUGAGACAUCGAGCAAUGCCCUGAUGGUAGCCUUGUUUACUCUGGCGUGGCAUCCAGAACAUCAACACAAACUUCGCUCCGAGAUUUUAGACCUAAAAUGGAAGACUAAAGGAGAAUACACACUGGAGGAUAUCGAGAAAUUUAAAUAUUUGGAUAUGGUUUUUAAUGGUACGAAGUUCAAGCUGGUUAUGCCAGGAAAGCCGAAAGACACCGGCAUCAAAGGCACACCAGUGAUAAUACCGAUUGGUUGCAUCCAAGUUGACCCCAAAUAUUAUCCUGAACCAAGCAAGUUCGACCCGGAACGGUUUUCAGAACAAGAAAUUGCUAAGAGGCCGAAAUUCACUUUUAUGGCAUUCGGCGAGGGACCCAAGAAAUGUUUAGAUACCUACGAAUAA
Messenger RNA from Cydia strobilella, 1281 nucleotides. RefSeq names its product probable cytochrome P450 6a18. Gene Ontology annotation, molecular function: iron ion binding; oxidoreductase activity, acting on paired donors, with incorporation or reduction of molecular oxygen; heme binding. The transcript has 9 exons. Lineage: Eukaryota; Metazoa; Arthropoda; Insecta; Lepidoptera; Tortricidae. Bases 448 to 1281 code for a protein of 277 amino acids. The record is from RefSeq and is a predicted model, not a curated record.